AUGACAGAAAUAUCCUUAGAUAAGAAAAAGAAAUUGUUUAUUUUAAAGAAAUUUGACAGUGUUUCUCCACCUAAAGAAAGAGAAUAAACUUAAAAUAUUUUUAAUGGUAAAUUUUAUAUUAAUAUUAAGGAGAGCAACUUAGAUUUCUUCAUGGUAUUUUAAUAUAUUCAUUAAAUUCUCAGUAGGUUAAUAAUAAACUUUACAAUAAAGAUAAAUUGUUGGGAAGCUCGAAUAAUUUUUGAAAUAAAGAGAAUAAUAUGAAGCAACAUAAAAGCAACAAAAUUCAUAAUUUAAUUAGUCAAAUUCUACAAAAAUGUUUGCUAAGAGAAUUACUCUUAGGAAUUCUUCUCAAAAAUCUCUAUUAAUCUGUUCUGAUUAAAAUCAAGAAUAAAAAUAAAAAAAAUAAAAGGAUUAUUAAAUAGUGUCUUAGUAGUUUUUAUUAAAUUUUGUUAAAAAGACAGAAGUAUAAAAAAUAACUAUAAUAGGAUAGAAUAAAAAUGAAUAAUGAAAUUGAAGAAGAUUUAAAAAAGCUAAAUGAUAAAAACAAUUCGCUUAGAUAAACAAGAGCUUUAACAAAAUUUCAAUAAUAAUAAUAAAUCUGGGAAUAAUAAGUAGAAGAAGCUACAAGGAAAUCAAAAAAAUAUGAUUAUGAUUCUGUAAUCAGAAAAUCAACUUGUAAUAAAUUUUAUUUUAUUUUAGUAUUUCGUGAAAAAGUUGAAUAAAUAGAACAUUUUUAAGCCUUAAAGUAAUUAGAAGGUACUGCAAGGGCUUAAGAAUGGUAUAUGACAUUAAGGGAUAAUUUAGGAUAAUCUAGAUAAUUAUCUCAAGAUGAGAGAGAAUAAAAAAGAAGUCCAUAUUAAGAUCCAUUUAAUUAAAAUACUUAUUAUGUUGAUUCAUCUUAAAAACCAAUUGAAAUUAUUAGAAAUCAACAAUAAUCAACUUCUGUUUCAAAAAGUGGAUUUAGAAGAAACAGCAGUUUAAGUUAAAUAAAUAUCUUUAAAUUACCUCUUCAUAAAACAGUCUAAACUAUAGGGGAAGACCUUUGUAAUUUGUAAAUUGAAGGAUAAAAUGUUUUACAAAAGGAAACUGAAUUAAUAAAACAUUAUAACUCGAAUGAUAAGUUCAGACUUUAUAAAUUAGAGAAGGAAUGUGAAACAGACGUCUGA
Molecule: messenger RNA, 1166 nt
Organism: Paramecium pentaurelia
Lineage: Eukaryota; Ciliophora; Oligohymenophorea; Peniculida; Parameciidae
Source: the annotation of a GenBank genome assembly